Messenger RNA from Iphiclides podalirius (scarce swallowtail), 348 nucleotides. NCBI's taxonomy places the organism in Eukaryota, Metazoa, Arthropoda, Insecta, Lepidoptera, Papilionidae. The record is from the annotation of a GenBank genome assembly.
AUGACCUUGUCACUCGGUCAGCCCGUGGCGGAAAUCAUCAGGAACGACUUCGACGGCCCUCAUGCAGACGGUUCCUACAGAUGGGCGUUCCAGACUGAGGGCGGCAUAUUCCACGAGCAACGCGGCUCAGUACAAAAUACCGCGACCGCUGAACAGAGCCUUUUAGUGGAGGGCCAGUACCAAUACACUGCACCCGACGGUCAGGUCAUCAACGUCCUGUACAAGGCGGAUGAGAGCGGCUUCCGCGCCGAGGGUGACCACAUACCCACGCCGCCCCCAAUUCCGCCGGCGAUACAGCGCGCCCUGGACUACCUGGCAACACUACCACCCAACAGACUGUCUAAUGCU